UCCAAUGCACCCAUAUAGCAAAGAUCGCGUCUCUCGGUCGGUACUCGGCCCGCCGGUCCGUCACUCUCUCGGGAGUCGGGAGCUCACGAGGCAGCAGUUUCCGGGCGGCCUAAUAAAAAAAAAAAAGAAGAUCGUACUCUCUUGCCUUCCUCUUCUUUGGACGAGCCGAGGGCUCUCUAUAGAAGCGAUCGAUGGGAGACCGUCUCCGGAUUUUCCUAACGAUCUCGUGCCUUUUCUUGAUUUGGAUUUCCGCGUCGGCGUCAAUUCCGUUGAGCGAAUCGUUGGGGAUAGCUCCUCAAGAUUUGAGUUAUUAUAAAUCGGAUGUGAUCAAAUGCAAGGAUGGAUCGAAAAAAUUCACCAAAGAACAGCUGAACGACGAGUUUUGCGACUGCCCGGAUGGAACCGACGAACCCGGUUAUGUUGUGUUAUCCUGCAGGGACAUCGGCAUGUUCGCAAGGGAAAUUCUAUUGCCGGAAUGCGGGUCACAUUCCUCUCACAGUCUUCUCUUCCCGUGUGAAUGAUGGUAUAUGCGAUUGUUGUGAUGGGAGCGAUGAAUAUAAUGGCAUUGUGAACUGUCCAAAUACAUGUUGGGAGGCUGGUAAAGUGGCCAGGGAGAAAUUGCAGAAGAAGAUAGCGAUGUUUCAGAAUGGAAUUACUAUUCGAAAGCAGGAAGUGGAAGAGGCAAAACAAGCAUUUGCGAAAGAUGAAGCAGAAUUGUUAAAACUUAAAAGUGAAGAGAAGAUACUCAAAGAGAUUGUUCAGAAGCUUAAAGAGCAAAAAGAACGAAUUGAGAAGGCAGAGGAGGAAGAACGUAAAAAAAAGGAGGAAGAAAUUAGGCUCAAAGAAGCUGAAAGGAAAGCUAAUGAGGCAAAGAAAGCAUUUGAGGAAUCUUCACAUGAUAGCAGUGAUCAGGCUCCUGAGAAAUUGUCAGAAUUACCUAAUCAGGAUGCAAUGGAAGAUCACCAUGAUUCUGCAAUAGAAGAGAAAAGUGAUUAUACCGCUGAAACUGAGAUAUCUGAUAGUCAGGCAGUGGGAAAGGUAGCCAAUGAUCAUGAUGACACUAUAGCCAAGUCUGGAGAUGAGACUGAUGAUACAAUAGCCAAGUCUGGAGAUGAGACUUAUGAUACAAAUGAAGAAUCAUCUUUCAGUCAUGUGGAAAAGCAGCAUUUGGUCGGAGACCAAGAUAGCACUAUGCUGAAAGCUGACACUGAUGAUUAUACUAGAAGUAAGGAAGCACCUUCCAGUCAUGUGCUGGAACAGCAGGGGCAAGUUCUUGACAGUACCGAAGGAUUGUCGAGAGAAGAGUUGGGCCGUCAUGUAGCUUCUCGCUGGACAGGGGAAAAUGCUGCAGAGGAAGAGGAUGGAGUUGACACUGCAAAAGAGCAAGGACAUGAACAUGAUGAAGAUAUUCCAGAAGAAAAUCAUGGUGGUUAUAACUCAUAUAGUGAUGAAGAUCAUAACUUUGAUGAUGAUGAUUUUGAAGAUGACCCAGAUAUGGAAUUUGGAGAUCACGAAGAGCCUGCUGGAACCGACAGCUCUGAUGAAAAUGACAAAACUGACUAUUCAGAUUUAACUUCCUCUGGUAGCUCAUCAUGGCUGGACAAGAUUCAACAGACUUUCAGUAAUGUUUUUCAAGCUAUCAACUUUUUCAAAAGUCCAGUAAACAUAUCAGAAGCUGAUACUGUCAGAAAAAAAUAUGAGGACUCAAGCUCGAAGUUGUCUAAAAUACAAUCAAGAAUAUCCAGUCUAAGUGAAAAGUUGAAACAUGAUUUUGGCAAGGAUAAAGAAUUUUAUUCAUUCUAUGAUCGUUGCUUUGAGACCAAGCAGAACAAGUAUGUCUAUAAGGUCUGUCCAUUUAAGAAAGCCUCUCAGAUUGAAGGGCACAGUACCACGCAAUUGGGGUACUGGGAUAAAUUUGAGGAGUCAUACAGAGUCAUGCUGUUUUCCAAUGGAGAUAGAUGUUGGAAUGGCCCUGAUAGAACUCUAAAGGUUAGGCUUAGGUGUGGACUGAAAGAUGAGCUUAUGGAUGUUGAUGAACCAAGCCGAUGCGAGUAUGUAGCUAUACUAUCAACUCCAGGCCUAUGUCUAGAAGAGAAGUUAAAGGAACUGCAGGAGAAACUUGAAGAUGUGAACGCAAGUCGACCCUCCAUUCACGACGAGCUAUGAGAUCUUUUCCACAAUUUGCAGUGAACAAAACAUUCCUAAGUGCUUCCCACCACCCUCGUUUGAGCGUAAGAGGUUCAUGAGAAGCCUUUCCUGUUGGAACUGUGGAGAAGUUUGUGACGGCCCCAUGGAGACCACAUUCUGAUUGGAUGUCAUGAAGCCACCUUCCAAUAUUUAAAAGCUUCCGAGCUCACUACAUGCUGCUGUUGCAAUUCUUUUGCCAUCCUUCAACACGAAUGCUGAUUGAGAAUAGAGAAUAUCAAGGCAACUCUUAGUUUAAUUUACUUAGAUUAUCUUCAUGCACUUGUACUGCUGAUCAAUCUGAAUUCUCAUUAGCCGUUAUUGUAUAGUAAUUGUUCUGUUGUGAUAAGGUAAACUUGUAAACUAUUCGGUCAUCAUAGCCUAAAAACCUUGAUUGAUAUUUCAAGAACAAACUGUGGUUCGAUAUGGUCAUCAUUAUCCAAAUCAGUAUUUAUUUAAUACAACAUAUUUUAUA
This is a messenger RNA of Phoenix dactylifera (date palm), 2659 nucleotides long. RefSeq names its product glucosidase 2 subunit beta-like. NCBI's taxonomy places the organism in Eukaryota, Viridiplantae, Streptophyta, Magnoliopsida, Arecales, Arecaceae. Gene Ontology annotation, molecular function: protein binding. Gene Ontology annotation, cellular component: glucosidase II complex. Gene Ontology annotation, biological process: N-glycan processing. The record is from RefSeq and is a predicted model, not a curated record.